Molecule: messenger RNA, 790 nt
Organism: Papilio machaon (common yellow swallowtail)
Lineage: Eukaryota; Metazoa; Arthropoda; Insecta; Lepidoptera; Papilionidae
Exons: 2
Coding region: 17-790 (257 amino acids)
Source: RefSeq, a predicted model, not a curated record
UAAAACUAAUAAAGCAAUGAAAAUGAUAGUCAAGAUUCAAGCGAUUUCUCUCAUAUUUCAAUAUUCAAUAGUGCAGUAUAAUGACGUUUUAGGGUACGUACAAAACUAUCCUGACCAUAGUUAUGAUUAUCAUCACUACGGAAAUGAUCAUUACGAUCAGCCGACACGAAAAAUACGAAAGCUGAGUCGGCAUCGGAAAAAAAUUCAUCGAAUCAACGGAGAUAGAUACCUGAAGAGAAUCAAAUACAGAAGUAGCUACGAAGAUUAUGAUUGCAAAUGUUCUUGUAGAAAUUGUGCAAAAUUAAAACAAUGCUGCAUAGAACAAUGUUCUGAAUGUCAAAAUGGAGCGAAUCUUAUGUACGUUCCGUAUCCAGUUCCGGUAGUAAUUGAUGUUCCAAGCAUUAUUCCUCCACUACCAAUUACUCCUGUAACAACGAAAGCGCCAUGUUCAACUACUACCACGACGACAACAAUACAAACUACGGUACAAACUUCGUCAACACAACCACCAUAUUUGCCUGACGAUAAACCCUGCGCAGCUUUGGCGAAUUGCAAAGAAAAUUAUGACAAACGAUACUACGUAAGAAAUAAUUAUCAAAGACUAUUAUCGAAUAGAUUCGACGCUUAUCAUGAUAGAGAAAUAAGACCAACAGUGUCAAUUUACGAAUUUUCCAAUAAUAAUAAAGCUUUAAGGCCAAAAAAUCGCCCUUGGUUCUCCCAAAAUGGAUAUUCGCCGUUACGUAAUAAUUUAGCAAUUAAAUUUGGAUCAGAAAUACGAAAUUAUAAAUAA